Messenger RNA from Gadus chalcogrammus (walleye pollock), 2801 nucleotides. RefSeq lists its product as uncharacterized. Bases 387 to 1814 code for a protein of 475 amino acids. The transcript has 10 exons. Lineage: Eukaryota; Metazoa; Chordata; Actinopteri; Gadiformes; Gadidae. The record is from RefSeq and is a predicted model, not a curated record.
AGAGCCAUUCUCUCUCUCGCUCUCUCUCUCUCACACUUUCUCUCUCUUUCUCACACUCAUAGACACACACACACACACACACACACACACACACACACACACACACACACACACACUCCUGUAUUUUAUCUGUAUUGUGUGUCAAUUGUCCAGCGAUGUUCCAAAACCAGAAGGUUUGUUCUGAUGCCGUUGAGAUCAGGGACCAUAUGGCUUCUGAAAUCAGUAAUGCGCUACUCCUUGAGGCCCGGCUGAGACCAAUUUCAUCAGCUUACUUCCAUUUGUAUGAACUUUACCAUUGCUGUUGUUUGAGUAAUCCAAUGUAAAGUAUAACUUUACAGUCUGAUAUUGUAUCUGAAAAUAUUGCUGUUAUUGUCAUGUAGGCAGCAAUGGGAGACUCCCACUUUCCUCCAAAAAAAAAGAGGAGAAAGAAGAGUGCAGUCAAAAAAAAGAAAGUGGUCACGAGCCGACUUCAGAAACGUCAGAAAUCACCCAGACGUGCAUCAGCUUCCGUGAACCCAGUGAGUGAGGAAGUCCAGCUCGAAGGAAUUGAAUUGACUGCAAGUCUCGAAACUCGUCUUCAAGAGUUAAGGGGUACCCUUGCCUCUGAAGCUCCAGUGGCAAAAGCAGACAUAACCUGGACACAACAGCAGGUGCUCGCUGGAGUUAGGGCAAAAUUAGCAAGGCCAUUACUCCUAGAUGCCAAACUCUCGGCACAGAGAGCAUUACAGGAAACAUGCCAGAAAUGCCACGAAGAGGAGGCAGUUAUUCGGUGCCUUGAGUUUGUCCCACUGGACUUUGAGUACCUCUGUGGCAAGUGUGACAUAGAGGUCCACAGGAGGCAUGUCUUCCAUGGCAGGGUGGCAAUAUUCCAUGGCUAUCUGGAGCCUAUUCCCCCUACAAAGGCAGUGGUGGUGGAUGGGAAUGGCCAGCCUCAUUUUUCCCAGCAGGUAUGUCAGUUGCCAAUGCCUGCCCAAAGGGUAAUAUGUGGUUGCACUGAAGAGGCUGAGGUUACCACUGGGAGGCAUAUUGCAGUGGUCACUAUAAAUGGGCGAUACGAGAUGUGUUUACCCCGAAAGGUCUGCUCUUGCUGCACAACAGAAUGGACUCCAGGGGUAAAGGACCUUCUACAGUAUAAUUACUGGCCAAGCACUACCAACUGCCAGACUUUAUAUUCGUUUGAUGUUUUUGAGGCAUUUUCAAACAUAAAGUUGGCAGCUCCCUCCCUGUCGAGGCAUGCUUUUUUAAAGCUUCUGGAGCACCAGUCUGUUCGAGGAGGAAGGCCAGGGAAAAUCUGUGCAGAUAUGUUCCAGAGGAGCUACUUUGAAUAUUGCUUAUGCAAGCACACAGAGGACACAAUGUCUGAAGUUGACCCUUUUUGCUGUCCAGCCUGUCAACCUGUUAUGUUGGCAGUAUGCUGUGAUGGCAACCGGAAACAUUAUCGUUUCAAAAAGUCAAGGGGAACUGAGGAACCCUCUUUAUAUGAGGGCUUGUUCAUAGCCAAAGACGAUGAAGUUCUGGCCUUUCAGGAGAAUAUCAGAGGAAGCAGCGGGGCAAGAGCAAAUGACAAUGGGACAUGUGGGGUGUCAAGGUUCAGGGCAAGUAAGGAGGCCUCAAAGAAAUCUUCCUCAAAAAUUGAUGAAGAGGGCAUACAGGUGGCAGUCUGCAGACAUGGGAUAUUAUUGCGAGGACUGAACCACUACCGUGGCGAAAUAUUUGCAUACCCCAUGUUUUUGCAGAAAGAAUUGGGCAAAUGUCACUUUCUUCUGCAUGGAUGUUGUCUGCAGGUACUGGCCCUACCUAAGCAAAGUGGUUGAUGAGUUUCCAGAUCUUCAGCCUUUGAUGCAUAUGAGACCAUUUCUCAGUGUAAUGCACGCCAAAGCACAUACAGCAAAUGCGAGGUACCUGAAAUAAUAAUAAUGCUUUACAUUGCACUUUUAACAUUAAGUAAAAGUGCAAUGAAAUGAAUGGCAAAACACUAUGUUGCAGGUGAGAUGGGGUGGCAGAAAUCAGGAUGGAGCAGGGAACACAGUUGGAGAGGAAGUUGAACAAGUAUGUUAUUACUGUCAUUAUUGAAACGGUGGACAUAGGACUCUUAGGACUCAUUUGCAUCAUGCGAAUGAUGAUGCACAUCUGCAGGGAAUGGGGAGAACAGUUACUCUAUUGCCGCUUGUGAUGGAAAAUCGACAUGUUGUAUUGUUUUGGUCUAUAUGAAUUUAAGUUUUGUUGCUAUUCUGUGUAAUUUUAUAUAGUGUCUGCCUUCUGGGCUCCUUUUGGGUCAUUUAAAGUGUAAACCGUCAAGGGUAGAGUGAUGCAUUUUUAUUGCCUGCCCUUUCCUAUGUUUCUUGUCAUGUAAAUCACCCUCCAUGCAAUCCUUUGAUGUGUGGGCCUGUUUUCUCGACCCCCUGGCUAACGCCAACCAAGCCAGGGGUUUAGAUGACACGGCCGCUACCCCCUCCAAUGGCAUUCCCCACAGCUGCAGUUGUAAAGAUAACCAUCUGGUACACAAAGGCUUUUGGUAUUGGGGGACCACCCCCUAAUAAACCCAAACGAAUAAGAACUCAUUGAUUAGAAGACUCAGUGGACUUUCCUCUAAGCGUGUCUUUAGUAUAUGAAGUAACACGCCGUGAGAGUUUCCAUCUGAGGCCUCAGAUUAUUGUAAUGUAUGCCUGUUAUGUUGUUUGUUGAUGCAUGUUGUGAUGUAUCUUUGUUCGUAUUUUUAUUACAAAUAUAUGACCACUAAUUGUCUACAAGUAUCGUGUGCUUUUUUGCAUCUAAAGAUCUCAUCUGUCUCAGACGCAAUA